CAGCUGGUGUUUCUCUUUCACUUUAUGUGCCUUUCGUUGAGUCCCAUUGCUCCAUUGUUUUGUGGCGCAAUAAGGUCAGCACCAUUUGCAAGAUCUCUUGGUGGAAGAGAGAGGGCAACAACGUUGAAUUUCUACUAUAGAAGAAAAAACCUCUGACUGAGAGAAGAAAAACAGGAAGGUGAAAAAAUUUUUUUUUGAUUGAGAAAACGCACCUUGGAGCAAUCUAAGGGGGGAAUUUUUAAUUUUGGAAGUGAGAGGGUAGAAGAAUAAUAAAAUUUGAAAGAAAAAAAAAUUGACGAGGCCAUUUGGUGCAGUUCCGGAGUGAUUCCCCCACAAAUGACAAGAGGCUGUGAACCCCGAGACAGCCUGUGACUACAACCCAUCCCCGUGCUGUACUUAGGGGUGCACGCGUGGAGAUGUCCCUGAGGUAUUGCUGAGACGACGUGGUUGUGUGGAAGAGCUUUUUUUUUCAACGGAAACAAAGAAGAAAAUAGAGGUGGUCUCUCAAAGGCACUUCCGGGAUUGCAAGAAUGGGGAAUUGCCUCAAGAGGUCCACACAGGAUGACAUUUCACUCCUUCGUGGGAGCAAUGAGGGGAAUCGUGAGCUCACAGAUCAGCUGGGACCAGUACCUCUCUAUUCUGAAAUCCUUCAACCCGUUUUCUAUCCCUCACCCAGCGUUAGUCGCCCCGCAACGCACCUCACGGAGGAGGAACAGGUGAAGAUCGCCAAGCGCAUCGGGCUGAUUCAGCAUCUACCCAUUGGGGCGUAUGAUGGGUGCAAGAAGACGCGCGAAUGCGUCAUUUGCAUGGCUGAAUUCCUCGUUGGGGACUCCGUACGCUACCUACCCUGUAUGCAUACCUAUCAUGUGGCCUGUAUUGAUGAUUGGUUAAUGCGUAGCCUCACGUGCCCCUCGUGCAUGGAGCCCGUGGAUGCAGCCCUACUCACCAGCUACGAGACAUCCUAGACCCGCGUGCGCGCCUGAGUAAGGCAUUGACUGUGAUUGAUGAUUUAAAAACAAAAAAAAAAAUUGUACGAUAUAAGUUGUAAUGGCGGAAGAUUUUAAAAAAGAAAAAGAGAAAGAAGGGAGCACAUUAUGCGAUAUGUUGGGCUGGGGGGAGGGGGGGUUGUAACCUAAGGCGGAUGCUAAGGAUAUCAGAAAUGGAUAUUUGAUGUUAUAUUAUGUAAAAAAAAACAGAUGUACAUUAUAUUAUAACAAAACUAUAUAUACAAUAAAAAGAAAUAUAACAAGAUCUUACCGAAAGAACAAA
Lutzomyia longipalpis is the source of this 1269-nucleotide messenger RNA. It is a transcript of the gene Rnf11, whose product is annotated as RING finger protein 11. Bases 531 to 965 code for a protein of 144 amino acids. The record is from RefSeq and is a predicted model, not a curated record. The transcript has 2 exons. NCBI's taxonomy places the organism in Eukaryota, Metazoa, Arthropoda, Insecta, Diptera, Psychodidae.